AUGACUAAAAUCAAAAUAGAUGCCAAGCUCAAGGCCUUGGGAAAGAUGUCUAUUGCUUUGGAUGCACUUCGAUCAGAAUAUUAUAUUGCUGUGCCUGAAAAGGAUGAUACUUCUGAAUUAGAAGAGGAAUUAUUAGAUCUAGAAGCAAGAAUCGACGAUCUAGAGGUAAGUUUCAAUCAAAUAUUAAUUGAUAAUGUUGCUAAUAUUAAUAAGGUUGAUAUCGCAAAGAGUAGUUGUAAAAUAAAGUUACCUGAAAUUCCACUUCCACGAUUUAGCGGAAAGUAUGAAGAAUGGAGCAUGUUUAAAAUGGAAUUUAAUAAUAUUGUUACCUCGAAUACUCAAUUAACAGAUGCACAAAAGCUACAUUAUCUGCAUGCCGCUCUUAAGGGAGAAGCAAAAUUGUUGCAAACCCAGGAAGAUACUUUUGAAUCACUAUUUACGGCUUUAGAAAAUCGCUUCGAAAACAAGAGAAUUCUUGUUAAUACUGACAUUAAAGCUAUUUUAGAAUUCGAAAAAAUUAUUCAUGAAUCAUCGAAAGAAUUAAGGCGUCUAGUAGAUGCUAUGAAUAAAACCAUUACAGCUUUAAAUAAUUUGGGUUUCGAACGAAGCAAAUUCUCAGAUAUUUUAAUUACUACUGUCAUUUUAGACAAAAUAGACAAGGAAACUCGAAAUUCGAAUUAUCGGUACACGCUUCAGAUGUUCCUAAUUUCGAUAACUUGA
Molecule: messenger RNA, 720 nt
Organism: Stegodyphus dumicola
Lineage: Eukaryota; Metazoa; Arthropoda; Arachnida; Araneae; Eresidae
Source: RefSeq, a predicted model, not a curated record